AUGAGUCAAAUAUCCAUUAGGCCGGCCACGGUGGCCGACACGGACGCCAUCUGCGCCGUGAUGAUGGACGCCCAGGAGCCUCUGCACGAGUUCUACGAGCUCUUCUUCAAGGACCACCCGCGGAAGCUGGCGCCGAUCGCUAUAAGGCAGGCGCUCGGCAAGCCUGACAAGUUUACCUUCCUCGUUGCGGAGGAGGAGAGGACGGAUGGGGCGGCGGGCAGGGAGGUCGUUGGCUAUGUGCGAUACACGAUUAUCGGGGCGGCAGAUGAUGCUGCAAAGGAGUCUACGUCUGCGCCUGCGCCUCCGACGUCGACGGUGUGGGAUCGGCCGGGGCACAUGGAGGAGCUGUGGGAGCAGUUCAAUGCUGAUCAGAAUGCUGCGGAGGCGGUGGUUGAGGGGGUGAUUGCGGGGAGGCGGCAUCUGUGGGUCCAGCAGGUCAUGAUCCUCCCGGAUCGUCAGCGGCAAGGGAUUGGGAAGAAGCUGCUGCAGAAGGCGCUAGACGAGGCGGAUGCGCAGGGCGUGCCGUCGAUUCUCACGUCCUCGGAGAAAGGGUAUGGGUUGUACGUGAGGCUGGGAUUUGUGUCUCUUGCCGAGUUCACGCUGGAUGAUGGCGCAUGGACGGUCAAGGUGCUGGAGCAUCUGAAGAGCUUGGGGAUGAGCAGGGACGAGACAUUGGCUGAGAAGUAUAGAGGGACUGUAGAGAAGGGGUGGGCGAUGAUACGGGAGGUGCCGAAAUAA
Clonostachys byssicola is the source of this 738-nucleotide messenger RNA. NCBI's taxonomy places the organism in Eukaryota, Fungi, Ascomycota, Sordariomycetes, Hypocreales, Bionectriaceae. The record is from the annotation of a GenBank genome assembly.